AGUGAGUGUAGUGAGUGUUUGAUUAAAAAAGUGUAAUAAAAAAAAAAUGGCUCGUACAAAACAAACAGCCCGUAAAUCGACUGGUGGUAAAGCCCCACGUAAACAAUUGGCAACCAAAGCAGCUCGUAAAAGUGCUCCUGCAACUGGUGGUGUUAAGAAACCUCAUCGUUAUCGUCCCGGUACAGUGGCAUUACGUGAAAUUCGUCGUUACCAAAAAAGUACAGAACUAUUAAUCCGCAAAUUACCAUUUCAACGUUUAGUACGAGAAAUUGCUCAAGAUUUCAAAACAGAUUUACGUUUCCAAAGUUCUGCUGUUAUGGCUCUACAAGAAGCAAGUGAAGCAUAUUUGGUCGGUUUGUUUGAGGAUACAAAUUUGUGCGCCAUUCACGCAAAGCGUGUCACAAUUAUGCCAAAAGAUAUUCAAUUAGCCAGACGUAUUCGUGGAGAACGUGCUUUAAAAAAGUGUAAUAAAAAAAAAAUGGCUCGUACAAAACAAACAGCCCGUAAAUCGACUGGUGGUAAAGCCCCACGUAAACAAUUGGCAACCAAAGCAGCUCGUAAAAGUGCUCCUGCAACUGGUGGUGUUAAGAAACCUCAUCGUUAUCGUCCCGGUACAGUGGCAUUACGUGAAAUUCGUCGUUACCAAAAAAGUACAGAACUAUUAAUCCGCAAAUUACCAUUUCAACGUUUAGUACGAGAAAUUGCUCAAGAUUUCAAAACAGAUUUACGUUUCCAAAGUUCUGCUGUUAUGGCUCUACAAGAAGCAAGUGAAGCAUAUUUGGUCGGUUUGUUUGAGGAUACAAAUUUGUGCGCCAUUCACGCAAAGCGUGUCACAAUUAUGCCAAAAGAUAUUCAAUUAGCCAGACGUAUUCGUGGAGAACGUGCUUAAUUGAAUUGAAGAAGAUAUAUAUCCAAACGGUCCUUUUCAGGAC
Molecule: messenger RNA, 932 nt
Organism: Bactrocera oleae (olive fruit fly)
Lineage: Eukaryota; Metazoa; Arthropoda; Insecta; Diptera; Tephritidae
Source: RefSeq, a predicted model, not a curated record